Drosophila elegans is the source of this 2560-nucleotide messenger RNA. RefSeq names its product methylcrotonoyl-CoA carboxylase subunit alpha, mitochondrial (gene Mccc1). The record is from RefSeq and is a predicted model, not a curated record. The transcript is spliced from 7 exons. Bases 96 to 2192 code for a protein of 698 amino acids. Gene Ontology annotation, cellular component: mitochondrion. Gene Ontology annotation, molecular function: methylcrotonoyl-CoA carboxylase activity; metal ion binding; ATP binding. NCBI's taxonomy places the organism in Eukaryota, Metazoa, Arthropoda, Insecta, Diptera, Drosophilidae.
GAUUGAGUGUGCUAUCAGCUGAUAAGAAUCGAUCACCCUAUUGCUCCGAGUAAAAUAUUUAUCAAAUAGAUUUAUUGCAUUUAAAUAUAGUUAUAAUGUACGCAAGACUUAUCUGCAGCGCGGGCGCGAGUGCCAGGUGCUUUGCCACAGCAGCCAUUCCAAAAGUGCGUCCCAUCAGCAAGAUCCUGAUUUCGAACCGAGGGGAGAUCGCCUGCCGCGUUAUUAGGACGGCCCGCAAACUGGGCGUCCGAACCGUGGCAGUCUUUUCCGAUCCUGACGAGAAGAGCCUGCACACGCAGCUGGCGGACGAGGCGUACCGCGUGGGCGAGGCCGCCUCCUCCGCCUCGUAUCUGCGCGGCGAACACAUCCUGGACAUAGCCAAGCGUUCGGGCGCUCAAGCUAUCCACCCGGGAUACGGCUUCCUGUCCGAAUCCGUGGAGUUUGCCGAGCUGUGCCAGCGUGAGGGCAUCAUCUUCAUGGGCCCACCCAGCUCCGCCAUCCGGGACAUGGGUAUCAAGAGCACCAGCAAAGCCAUAAUGGCUGCUGCCGGAGUGCCCAUCAUCAAUGGCUACCACGGCGAGGAUCAGUCGGAUGAGUGUCUGCAGCGAGAGGCCCAGCUCAUCGGCUUUCCCCUGAUGAUCAAGGCUGUCAGAGGCGGCGGCGGCAAGGGCAUGAGGAUCGCAGAAAAAGCGGAGGACUUUCUCACCGCCCUCAACUCGGCGCGCAAUGAGUCGCAGAAGUCGUUCGGCGACAGCUCCGUUCUGCUGGAACGCUAUGUCCGCUCGCCCCGCCACGUGGAAGUCCAGGUCUUUGCGGAUCAGUAUGGCGAAGCCGUCUACCUGUGGGAGCGGGACUGCUCUGUGCAGCGCCGCCACCAGAAGAUUAUCGAAGAGGCGCCAGCUCCUGGUUUAUCGGAAGAACUGCGUCGGGAGCUGGGCGAGGCCGCUGUACGUGCUGCCAAAGCUGUGGGCUACGUUGGAGCAGGCACCGUGGAGUUCAUCCUGGACAAGGAGGACCUCUCCUUCCACUUUAUGGAGAUGAACACCCGCCUGCAGGUCGAGCAUCCCAUCUCGGAGAUGAUUACAGGCACAGAUCUGGUUGAGUGGCAGAUUCGCAUUGCCGCCGGAGAGCCUCUGCCGCUGAAGCAGUCGCAGAUCACUCGGCGCGGUCAUGCCUUCGAAGCGCGCAUCUAUGCGGAGAAUCCUCGUGGUGGUUUCCUGCCCGGAGCAGGACCACUGCGCUAUCUGUCUACUCCCCGGACAAGUGCCGAUGUGCGCGUAGAGACGGGAGUUCGCGAGGGGGACGAGGUGUCUGUCCACUAUGACCCCAUGAUUGCCAAGCUGGUCGUUUGGGGAGAGAAUCGCGCUCAGGCACUCAACUCUUUGGUUGCCCGCCUAGGCGAGUAUCAUAUCUCAGGUCUGGACACGAACAUCAACUUCCUCAUCGAUCUGGCCUCGCACCCGGAAUUCCAGGCGGCCAACGUACACACGGGAUUCAUCGAUGAGCAUUUCGACACUCUCUUCCCGCCAAUUGCCAUCAGUCCGCAGCAAGUAAGCCAAGCUGCUCUGGCACUGGUAUUCACGGAGUUGCAGGCAGCCUGUAGCAACGGGAACGGAGGCCAAGAUCCCUUCCUUGCCACGCCCAAUGCCCGCCUCAAUUACUCCUUGAUCCGCACCUUGACUUUGAAAGCCAAUGAGAAAGUUUACUCCGUGGCUGUCAAGUUUGAUGGCGAGGAUGUGCAAAUACAAGUGGACAAUGGCGAUUGGCAAACGAUCAAGGCCGAGAGAGUGCAAGAUGGCGGUCGUUUGAAAAUCCGUGCCAAUAUCGAUACCAAUAUCACCACUUACAAUGCCAAUGUUGAUGGACCCAGUGUCAGUUUGUUUUUGGAGAGUGGCAAGCUUGACUUUGAGCUGGCAGAGCCAAAGUUCUUGAGUGCUCAGGGUGAUCAGCUAGGAGCAGGAGGCGGCCGCGUGGAGGCACCCAUGCCGGGAGUGCUGGAAAAGGUCCUGGUGAAGCCAGGAGACCAGGUCAAGAAGGGUGACAGUUUGGCCGUGCUUAUUGCCAUGAAAAUAGAGCACAUCCUUAAGGCUCCCAAAGACGCCACUAUCAAGUCUAUUGGAGGAGCCGAGGGCAAAAACGUGGCCAAGGGAGAGUCCGUGAUCACAUUUGUCGACGAGGAGGUUGACAAAUAAAAUAGAACUGGGAAUCGACUACGUACCAGAUUUUGUUGCAUUUACCUACACGUUUAAUUGUCUAAGAAUCUUAUUAUCAGGGAAAACAAUGUGCAUUUAUAAGAGUUAACUGUAAUUCUGUCCGUUUAAUGGAAUUUUAUUGUGUUUUUUUCCCACGGCAUUAAAAUGGUCCAACUGUUGAUCAAAUGUGUUUUAGCAGACGAGUCAGAGAGCCAACGGUGAUAGUUUUAAAAAAAUGUUUUAUUCGUUUUAAUUUUUGUUGAAUGUUAAUGGAUGUAUAAGAUUUAUUCAGUUUGUCAAACACACAUUUCCUAAAUGUGAUUUAUAUCUUUAUAAAUACAUAAUUUAAAAUUGAGUUCCGUACAUAA